CCUUCUGUGUCGGGAUAUUCGUAGAGCUUACUAACAUGACUAGAUAGAGAAGCUGACAUGUCUUUAGUCAGUGAAUGGACCCACCGAGCCAUGUGCAUCGUCCUCCAAGGUAUAUAAAAUAUGCUCUGUUUGAUUGAGGCGUUUUCCCCACCGGGCAACAAUGUCCCUCGACAGUUUCAAUGUCACCCGUACUUUUCAUCGCGACACAUAUCCAGCCAUCUCACCAACGAAGGCCUCUCUUAGCCAAGCUGGUAAGGCAGUUCUUAUUACAGGCGGUGGGGGCGGGAUAGGCUUCGAAAUCGCUCGGUCGUUUGCUAAAGCAGGCGCCUCCAAGAUCAUUAUCGUAGGCCGCAGAACCGCUGUAUUGGACGCUGCGGCAGUAAAGCUGCGCGAGGAGUUUAAAAACUCGACCCCGACUCCUGAAUUCAUCGCUCACCAAGGAGACAUCGGAGACGACGCGUCUAUCUCCUCCAUUUGGAAAUUCCUAAACUCUCAGAACAUAUUUGUGCGUGUGCUGGUGCUCAAUGCCGCUCAUUUUUACCCAUUGGGGCCUGAUACGUUGAAAAUGGAUAAACGAGAGAUCAUGGAGGGUUUCAAUACCAACGUUGGCGGUAAUUUCCUCAUGACGGUCAAUUUUGUCAAUCAACCCCUGCGCCCUAAGGGCCAGCAACUUAAUCUGGUCAAUGUGUCUACGUCCACUAUCCACAUAAUUCCUGGUCCGAAUUCAACUCCAUACGCUGCAAGCAAAGCGGCCUUCACUGCGCUUACCGGAAGAAUAGCGGAUGAACACCCCGUUGAAGAAAUUCAGAUCAUAUCGUUCCAUCCAGGCAUUAUUUAUUCAGAAGGUACGGCAAAGUUUGCGGAUAAAAAUCUCAAGUGGGAUGAGAUGGCAUUACCAGCAGACUAUGCUGUCUGGGCAGCGUCUCCAGAGGCGUCCUGGCUUCAUGGUCGCUUUGUUUGGGCGCACUGGGACGUGGAUGAAUUGAAAGCCGACAAGGAGUUUUCGAAGAGACUGGAACAAGAGAAAGGUUUCUUACGGGUUGCGGUCCAAGGGUUGAAGGACAUCUCCGUGGAUGCCUUCUUAAACAAGCAGGGUUCAUAACAAGCUGUAGUCCCCAAUAUACAAAUUGCAUGAAUAACUUUCUUCGCAUAUACUCAACUUGGCACUCAGUGCAGGGUGGACGUAUAUGUGAGUCCGGUACAUGUCGAGAUUCAUAAACCAACGUACGACUUUGGAUAAGCAUACUCUGAAUGACUGCUGGGGACCGAAGACAAGUCACUAAAUCAUUGUCAAGAUUUUACUUUCGGUACACCGGGGGUUUUUUCCCCAGAGCUUAUAUAAAUAAGAUCAGAAUAAGAUCUAUGUACUAAAAUUCGUCUCCUUCGGGGUGACACUAGGACCCCUGAUUAUACACUAUGAUCCCAGACGGUGGUUCGGACAAGACACCCCCCCAAAUUUGGUCUCUAGC
This is a messenger RNA of Lentinula edodes (shiitake mushroom), 1469 nucleotides long. Its product is annotated as short-chain dehydrogenase/reductase. The record is from RefSeq and is a predicted model, not a curated record. The transcript is spliced from 2 exons. The coding region runs from base 161 to 1102 and encodes 313 amino acids. Gene Ontology annotation, molecular function: oxidoreductase activity. NCBI's taxonomy places the organism in Eukaryota, Fungi, Basidiomycota, Agaricomycetes, Agaricales, Omphalotaceae. Gene Ontology annotation, cellular component: cytosol.